AUGCGUUGUGGCACACUACCGAGAUUGUACAGAUCGUCCUAUCGGCGCAGUACAGCGCCGGCUGGUGUGCCCUUGACAAAAAUAUUUUCAAACUCAUUUCCUCGUUCUUUUAUCGAUUCGUUAUCCGAUUAUAAAGACCGUUUACAGCUAGACAAAUUUCAACAUGAGCUUCUCUCACUACUUUCAUUUUUCCCUGACGGAGAUGACACUCGCAAAGUUCAGAUUUUGAAAGUUCCUGUCUACAGAAUACCUUCUGAAACGGGUUUUAUCAAUGAGUUAUGCAUCUACCCAAAGGGGAAAAGCCACGAUGACCCGAACCUAAAGCAUUUGGUGCUCGUGCAUGGUUAUGGUGCCGGUUUGGGUUUCUUUCUCAAGAAUCUUGACAGAAUAUCUGAGUAUGGCUGUUCAAAUGGUUGGAUGAUUCACGCCAUUGACUUGUAUGGGUACGGAUGUUCAUCUCGCCCUCAAUUUCCAUGUUCAGAAUCUUUAACGUCAUCUGUGGUGACAGAGUGGUUUACAGACACUCUCCGCCAAUGGUUCGAAAAGAGAGUAUCAUCCCCGAGAGAUGAUACUCUUGUCGUAGCUCAUUCGAUGGGAGCGUACCUUUGCGCGUUAUUCAACAUGCACCAUCCGGAGUUUUUUGAUCGUUUGGUCAUGUGUUCGCCUGCUGGUAUAUCAGCACCCGAAUCAGAUAUUCCAGUUCCCACUUGGUUCAAUUAUCUCUGGAACAAAAAUGUUUCUCCCUUUUUCAUUGUCAGAUACGCUAGUAUACUAGGAAGCAUGCUGGUAAGUGGCUGGACUUCCCGUCGGUUUGCCCGUCUGACCCCGUCUGAACAGGAGGCUUUGCACAGGUACGCUUACGGCAUUUUCAAUGCCCCUGGGUCCGGAGAGUAUGUUCUCAACUAUCUGCUUGCGGCAGGAGGCAUUCCCAGAUACCCUUUAAGAGAUGCAAUUCAAAAGUUGAAGUGUGAAGUAUGUUGGAUUUAUGGUGAAGAUGACUGGAUGGAUGUUCAUGGUGGGCGUAGAUGUCACGAACUGAUGAAUAAAGUCAGUAACGAUUCAAGUGAGUAUCAUGUGGUACCGAACAGUGGUCAUCAUCUUUAUCUCGAUAAUCACUUGGUUUUCAAUGGUCUUGUUAUCUCACAAAUGAAAAAGUACAAUUGA
This is a messenger RNA of Komagataella phaffii GS115, 1164 nucleotides long. RefSeq lists its product as uncharacterized. Gene Ontology annotation, biological process: cardiolipin acyl-chain remodeling. Gene Ontology annotation, cellular component: mitochondrial inner membrane. Gene Ontology annotation, molecular function: A2-type glycerophospholipase activity. The record is from RefSeq and is a predicted model, not a curated record. Lineage: Eukaryota; Fungi; Ascomycota; Pichiomycetes; Pichiales; Pichiaceae. Bases 1 to 1164 code for a protein of 387 amino acids. The transcript has a single exon.